AUGUCCAACACCGGCGAUAGCGUGAUUGUAAGGUUCGUAACCGAGGACGAUAAAGAGGGCUGGCAAGGGCUUUGGCGGUCAUUCCAAGAUUUCUACAGCGUCUCGUUUCCCAAUGAGUUGGACGAGUUUAACUUCAAGAGGUUCCUAGACCCCAACGUCAAAAUGUGGGCUGCUGUGGCCGUCGACAGCACGAGCGGGAAAAUCAUUGGAAUGAUAAACUUCCUCAGUCACAUGACCACGUGGGACUUCAAGGACAAGGUAUACAUCAAUGACCUCUAUGUUGACGAAAGUUCGAGGGUCAAAGGUGUGGGGCGGGAGCUGAUUCAGUUUGUUUACGAGGAGGCCGAUAAACUGGACACGCCAAACGUGUAUUGGUGUACGGAUGAAUCAAACCACAGGGCCCAGUUGCUAUACACCAAGAUCGGUUACAAAGCUCCCAAGAGUCUAUACAAGAGAAACGGAUAUUGA
This is a messenger RNA of Saccharomyces kudriavzevii IFO 1802, 468 nucleotides long. RefSeq names its product histone acetyltransferase (gene HPA2). Gene Ontology annotation, cellular component: cytoplasm. Gene Ontology annotation, biological process: protein acetylation. The record is from RefSeq and is a predicted model, not a curated record. The transcript has a single exon. Gene Ontology annotation, molecular function: N-acetyltransferase activity. NCBI's taxonomy places the organism in Eukaryota, Fungi, Ascomycota, Saccharomycetes, Saccharomycetales, Saccharomycetaceae. The coding region runs from base 1 to 468 and encodes 155 amino acids.